CCUGCCGAGGCACGGUCUUCAGGAACCCUGUAUCACUGGGCCAAUGAAGAGAAUGCCGAAGACAACCGACAAAGCCGAUGACGAAAGUAAUUUUGACGCCAAUGACCCAACGUCAAAGCUCUCCGCUUCGUUCGAUGUUUUAUCACGGACGUUGGAGAAAAUGUCGACGGCCCCAACUUCUUCAACCUGCAUGCCACCUAUCCCGCCGCCGCAAGUGCAGCUUUAUCUCCGUCAUUUCCCAGCCAACCAACAUACAGCUGUGCUCGCCGGCCUGCUCUCGGGAGAGGCCUUUGAUAUUGUUGCGGACAGUAAAAUCUUGGAGAAAUAAGUAACAGCCGAGACUUUUCAGCCAUGUGCCGCUUAUUAGCCCGCCCCGGUAUACCUGCGCCCCUACGCAGGGCAUUCCAUGCACGCUACCAAUAUACGGGGGAAACCAUCCGUACGUAUGUUCGCGAGCUACAGAGGAUGGUCGAUACCGCAUACGAGAAGGAAACGGCAGUCGAACGCGAAAAUCUGGUCUUGGGGCAACUCCUAGAGGGCAUUCAAACGCCGUCUAUUAAAAGGGAGUUUCUGCGAUACGCUCCCCGCCGUUUGGACGCAGCGUUGGAAACAGGUGACCAAUUGGAAGAAAUAGACGCAGCGAUGGGUACGCCUAUAUCUGGCUGUUUUGCUUUAAGAGGGAACACACGACCCAGACGUGUCCAACCCGAAAGAAUGACUGGGAACCCUGGCCGUCUUCAGAGAUAUCCCGCCUCACGACGACCGGCACAAUCAGGUUUUCGGUGGCCCCGCAGACAAACGUCAUACGGCGGAUCAUCUCGCUCCAGGAACACGCCAGGUGAGCAUGCCAUGACAUCAGUUGUGAUACCAUCUCUUACCUGCAACUCGAUUGUAACGUCGUUAACACUAGAAUUAUCGAUAGCUGGGAUUUGCUUAUUGGGGCUAGUGGAUACUGGCGCAGCUAGAAGCCUAAUCAAGGCCAACGUGAGUAAGAGCUUCCUAAACUGUGUUAGAAAACCUUGUAACGCUCGCCUUACCGCGGCCAACGGACUACCACUAGUUGUUCGGAAUUCCAUCGUUGACCUCGUUGUUAUAGCCUGCACAACAUUUAACCAUGAAUUUAUCGUUGCUGACCGGAUACCGUUCGAUGUUAUUAUCAGAAUAGAUUUGUUGAGGAGGUUAAAAUGCCGAAUUGACCUGGAGAAGUCUCAACUAAUCACUGAUUCGUGCACCAUACUACUGAGACCAUGCAGCAACAGCAAUUUUGAGGAUUUUAAGUUAUAUGAGUGCAGUAUCAAAGAGCAACAAUGUGGAGACGACUUUAUUCGGUCGCUUGGGCUUUCAGCUGACACAUUAACACUGGCACAAUUAGCGCUUGUUCUACAAAAUUAAUCAGACGCCUUUGCAUGGAAAUCCGGCGAUUUGGAGCGGACCGGCCUGGUGAAACAUGCUAUUGACACUGGUGAGGAUUGUCCGAUCAAGGUGCCUCCGAGACGCAUUCCAAUCCACUGGCAGGGUGAGAUACAGAAGCUGAUAGAUGAGAUGUUAGAGAAUUACGUUAUCCAGCCCUCUAACUCCCCGUGGGCAUCUCCUGUUGUCCUGGUGAAGA
Molecule: messenger RNA, 1609 nt
Organism: Dicrocoelium dendriticum
Lineage: Eukaryota; Metazoa; Platyhelminthes; Trematoda; Plagiorchiida; Dicrocoeliidae
Source: the annotation of a GenBank genome assembly